AUGGACAUCGACGCCAUCAUGAACUUGCUCCCGCACCGAUAUCCGUUCCUGCUCGUGGACCGCGUGGUGGAGAUCGAGGUCGGGUCGUACGCCAUCGGCGUGAAGAACGUGACCAUCAACGAUAACUUCUUCCCGGGACACUUUCCGCAGCGACCGAUCAUGCCGGGGGUGUUGAUGGUGGAAGCUAUGGCGCAGGUCGGUGGGUUGGUGAUGUUGGAACCUGGUGAAGAAGGCGCUGGCGGUACCCAAAAGCAAUUCUUCUUCGCCGGGAUCGACGGCGUCAAGUUCCGUCGUCCCGUGGUUCCGGGUGACACCCUCGUCAUGAAGGUUGUCCUCACCAAGCUCAACAAGCGUUUCGGGAUCGCGAAAAUGAAGGGUCAAUGCUUCGUUGGAGACGAGCUCGCGUGCGAAGCCGAGCUCACCUUGGCGCUCGGCGCGUAA
This is a messenger RNA of Ostreococcus lucimarinus CCE9901, 441 nucleotides long. RefSeq lists its product with no specific name. The record is from RefSeq and is a predicted model, not a curated record. NCBI's taxonomy places the organism in Eukaryota, Viridiplantae, Chlorophyta, Mamiellophyceae, Mamiellales, Bathycoccaceae. Bases 1 to 441 code for a protein of 146 amino acids. The transcript has 2 exons. Gene Ontology annotation, molecular function: hydro-lyase activity. Gene Ontology annotation, biological process: fatty acid biosynthetic process.